Molecule: messenger RNA, 5665 nt
Organism: Mugil cephalus (flathead mullet)
Lineage: Eukaryota; Metazoa; Chordata; Actinopteri; Mugiliformes; Mugilidae
Product: cilia- and flagella-associated protein 44-like
Exons: 34
Coding region: 115-5526 (1803 amino acids)
Molecular function (GO): protein binding
Source: RefSeq, a predicted model, not a curated record
CUUGAAAUAACUGUUAACCGAAUUGCUAACGGUUGCUUUCGUUUAUUUAGCACCAGUUUGAUCCACUUCAUUUUGCAGAUACGAAAACGACAGCAGUUUAAUUUAACGGGGGAAAUGGCGGAAGAAAAUACCGGUGAUGUUAGCGAACAGACGGCUACGCAGGAAAAAACUGCAGGAGGUAAACACUCAAAGAUGCAGGAUGUGGCUGAGGGGAAAUCAAAGAAGCAGCUCCCUGCAGACAUGUACUACAACUACGAGGAGCUUCACUCCAGACCUUCAGUCACACCCGACUCAAAAAUUCCAGAAAACUUCCUGAACUUCUCUCACUCCUUCGGUUAUGACAGUGGGCGCAGGGCGAACCUGCAGCUACUGGAUGACACAACUCUGAUGUUUAUAGCAGGCAACCUGCUUGUCUUACUGGACAUCUCGACCAAAGAGCAGAAAUACCUACGCUCCUGCAGUGGACAAGGAAUCGGCUCCAUCGCAGUACACUAUAGCAAGAGGUAUUUUGCUGUGGCAGAGAAGGGAAACCAACCCAACAUCAUAGUGUAUGAAUAUCCCUCGUUACGACCAUAUCGCAUCCUUAGAGGUGGUGCAGAGCGGGUGUACAGCUUUGUGAACUUUAACCCUGAUGGAAACCUGCUGGCCAGUGUGUGCAAUGCACACCACUACAUGCUAACGCUGUGGGACUGGAAGCAGGAGGAGGUGAUGCUGAGGUAUCAGGGCAUUUCUCCAGUGGUCUACCGAGUCAGUUUCUCCCCAUACAACCCUGCCCUGCUCACAUCGUCGGGAUCUCGGCACAUAAAGUUCUGGGAAAUUGCUAGCACAGUCACAGGUCUUAAAUUGCAAGGAAGUAUGGGAAUGUUUGGGUUAACUGCAGCAACUGAUAUUGAGAGCUGCAUGGAGCUUCCUGAUGGAAAGGUGGUGUCGGGCACAGAUUGGGGCAACUUGCUGCUGUGGGAGGAAAGUGACAUAAUCAUGGAGAUUUGUCGUAAGGAGGGGCGGACCUGCCACGUCGGGACAGUCCAGCCCUUUUCCCUAGAAGACGGCCAACUGCUGACGAUUGGCUCCGAUGGAGUGGUCCGAGCCUGGGAUUACGAGAGGAUCAAUGGUACUGCCAGUAACAGCGACUGCAGGAUGUUUGAGUUGGAUCCCCUAAACGAGCUGGUGGUUGGACACAAUGUCUGCCUCUCUUCUAUGGUGAAGAGCUCCCCGUCUGACUCCUUUAUCUGGUUUGCUCAGGACUCCCAUGGAGCCAUCUGGAAACUAGAUCUUUCAUUCACCAACACAACUCUUGAUCCCGAGUGCCUGUUUUCCUUCCACACUGGAGCGAUCAAGGGCCUGGAUGUAUCAAAGAGAUCCCAUCUGAUGGCCACGACCACUCUAGACCGUUCUGUCAAAGUUUUUGACUUUCUGGAAAAAAGAGAACUGACCACCAUUCAUUUCAAUCAAGGCGGCACUGCUCUCACCUGGGCUCCACUGUCCGUGAAUCAGAGUGGAUGUUUACUGGUGACAGGCUUUGAGGAUGGGGUGAUCCGCUUAGUGGAGCUGUACAACCCUCAGAAACCGCACCUUGUUGCAGAGCUCAGCAGCAAUGAAGAUGCCAAACUGAGACUCAAACAGGCCUUCAAACCCCACAAUGCUCCUGUAACUGCUUUGGCGUAUGAGCAAAAUGGAGAGAUCUUAGCCACGGGGAGUGCAGACUGUACUGUGUUCUUCUUUACUGUGGGGGAAACUUACAACCCCAUCGGUUUUACUCACGUUCCUGGUCCAGUACGAGCACUGGAAUGGUCACCUCAUUCUCAUCGAGAAAAAAGGCUGCUCGUUCUGUGUCAGAGCGGCCACGUAGUUGAGGUGCAUCGUCCUGAUCCUAAAGCCAAGCAGCCGUCCCACACCUUUCAUCUGUCUGAACUUCCCAGCAGAUCAUUCAGGUUCAAGAGCAUCAAAUCUCAAAUAAAGAGAGAAGAGGAAAUAGCAAGACGUCAGUUAAAAAAAUCGAAGCAACAAGAUGCAGAACUAAAAGAAGAGGAAGAAGAAGAACAAGAAGAAGAAGUAGAAGAAGAAGAAGAAGAAGAAGAAGAAGAAGAGUUACCACCUAUCUACAUUCCUGACCCUCCGAGUCCUCUCUACUGUGGCUUCUACUCACAGCCUGGCCAGUUCUGGCUCUCCAUGGGAGGAUUUGACUCAGGUUACUUGUAUCACUGUAAGUUCUCUGACAAUCAAGAUGAGGAUCCUAAAAAGCGGCAAGAUGAGCCCUUUGGCUUCCUGCCUGUCGAUAACGCAGACAAUGACCCCAUUCACGUAGUCACGUUCAGCUCCAACAGGCAGCUCCUGCUCUGUGGCAUGCACUCAGGCUCCAUCAGAGUUUACCCUCUGCAGCCUGGCGAUCACAGCCUCACCUCCAUGCAGGCCUACUGGACUCUCAGUGUCCAUGACAAUGACUACGGACACCUGCGGCACAUCCGCUGUAGCUAUGACAACCACUUUGUGCUGACAGCAGGAGAUGAUGGGAACAUCUUUUCAUUCAGUUUGCUUCCUCCAGAGGAGCUGCAAAAGAAAUUGCAGAUAAAGAGGGCCGAGCUUCCUUUGCCCAAGGCUGGUAUUGACAAUGACGCAUUGGCUCAGGACAUUGAACACCUUGCAGCAUACAGCUUACAGACAGCUAAGCAGAAGCUUCAUAAAGAUCAUUUACGUCAAAAUGCCGAACUGAGAGACCAGGAACAGCGGAGAAAACUCUCCGAACUGCAGAAAAAGUAUGAACAAGCGCUGAAAGUCAACCAGAGUCUGCCAGAGCACAUUCGCCUCAAACCUGAGGAGCUGCAGCUGGACCCACAGUUUUAUGAACACACAGAAAGGAUGAAGGCUGAGCGUGUGAUGAAGGUCAAGAUGCAGUUGGCCUUCGAGCAGGAGCGCUACAACAUAGCAUUCAACAAACUACAUAACUGGUUUAAGGCCACUCCAGAGGCUAACAUAGUAACUGUGGUGGCCAUCCACACCAGCCACAGGGUCUCUACCUACCAUCUGCCAGUCUUCACCAAUCAUUCGCCUCAGAUGAGCAAACCCAGCUCUCCUGAUGGAGAGAGAGAAGCUACUCCAAAACACACAAAAUCCAGAGCUGAGCCUGCAAAAGACACCAGCGACACAGAGGAGGAUGAGGUGCUACAUCCACCAGAGGUUCGCCCAAAGAUUAAGCUCGGAGACUGGCAGGAAGAAAGGCUCCGAAAGGCUGCAAAGAAAGCUGAUCAAGCUCGAGCCAGAAUAGAGAAGAAGAAGCAGGAAUGGGCCGAUCUUUAUGCAGAAAAGCCAGACAAGGACUGCGAGGACCCAGAGGAUGUGCAGGCCAUCUGUGAAGCCAAAGAGAACACUGGAGACAUAAAGUUGAAAUCUGAUGUUUCAGCGUCAGUAAACCUGAGGAUCAUUGCUGAAAAGAAGAGAGAGGACCUGAAUGCCCUGGAGGAAAACGUCUCUAAAAAGAAGGUUGAGAUGAAUGAACGAAUUCUGGCGUUGCGGGACUCCAAGAUUCGACUGGUUUCUUGGUUGCGUGCUCAGACUCAGCAGCUGCAGAAGGUCCAGCAGCGACUGGCGAUCCAUCUCCGGCUAAUUCCACCCGACCUGCCCAGUGUACUACCAGAGGAAACCCCAGAGAAGUGGCUGCAGUACAAGCUCACCGCCUUGGAGCGAUAUAGGGUUCUGAGGGAAAAAAGGUGUAACGCCGCCGAGCACGAAAAGCGAGAGGACGUCUGUUGGAGCAGCUGCGAGGUUGCGAGUCUGUUGGAGCAGAUCAAAAAAGAAAUGGAGUGCGAGGAGAAAAGAAAGGAACAAGAGGAGAACAGAGAAGAAGAGAAAACCGUCAGUCUGAGUCCUCCAUCUUCAACUGUAGAAGAAGAAACAGAAGAAGGUGAAGAAGCAGAGCGAGAUGAGUUGGAGGAGGAGCUGCUGAGAGAAGAGGAGAUCAGAUUACUCUAUGAGCAGGACUCACUGCUGAAAAAGAUGGAGAAUUCAAUGAGGCAGUUUGACAUGGAUCUAGUACUACUGCAUCAGCAGAAAAUGCAUCUGGACUCCAAGCUGAAGCUGGCUGACCUCCACCAGCUGACACUCUUAGAGGAGAUGCUGCUCCUCAGGCAGUUCAACAGGAGAGAGGGCAGCCUGCAGGAGAAGCUCACCGGAUACAUUAAGAAGGAGAAGAGCAUCAGAUCUACGCUGGAGGAGUCAAAGGAAGAGAUAGAGCUGAACAAGCUAGAAAUAGUGAAGUUGCAGGAGAAAGAGAAGACUCUGUUCACCACCUUCCAGGCCGCUCUGGGUGAAAACAAUAAGUUUGAAGAGUUUCUAACCAGAGUCUUUAAGAAGAAGAUCAAACGUGUCAAGAAGAAGGAGCAGGUAGAAAAUGAAGGUCAGGAGAGUGAUGAAGACUCUGAUGAAGAUGACUGGGAUGAGGAUGAUUGUGAAGAUUUCAGUAACACACAGGACGGAGCUGCUCUUGAUGACAGCGUUUGCCCUUCAGGAUGUGAUCCAGAAUUGUUCGAGUACGCGCUGAAGCUGCGCGAGCGUCGGCUGGACUUGGAGGAACUGUUGGUGAAGGAGAAGAAGACUGCUGAAGUUCUGAAGAUAGAGCGCGACUCCCUCAUCAAGAAGGAGAAAACGCUGAAGAGCUGUCGGAAGGGGGUAGUGGAUGACUUGGAGAUGGUCAACAGGGAGAUACAGCAGAAAAUGAACCAACUGGAUGUGGUGGUUCCUCUUAGACUGCAUCAGAUUCAGCUCGUCGAUAACGACUCGGUGCUGUCAGACUUGAGUGAAAUGUUGGUGCUGGACAGAACACAACUGAACAAGCUACAGGAUCGUAUCAAGGAGCUACAGAUGGAAAACAAGCGUCAGCGAGAACUGUGCCAUCAAACGCAGCAGCAGCGCACGAAUCUCAUCAGCGGCCUCAAAGUCAUGACCAGUGAGAUCCAGGUGCUGGAGGAACGAUGCAAUGAGCUGAUGAGGACGAAGUUUGGGAAGCUGGUGGAUCUGGAUGCUCUCCAGGUGCAGGCAGGGAACAGGAGAAUGGAGGAGCUCAAACAGGAACAACUCCUCAAAGAAGCUGCACAUGCCAAAGAGAUCAAGCAGUGGGAUGCAAAAGUAGACGAGGCGCGUUCCAGUCUGAUUGAAGUGACCACACACAACACAGAGCUGCUCCACAGACUCACAAACCUCCUGAAAGAGAAGAGUGACAUGGAGCGUAAACUGUUGAUCAGGCAGAGGAAAAUGGGUAAACUGCAGUACCAGGAUUACAGCAGACGUGAGAACCAGGAGGACAUUCAAAGGCUCAAGGAGAUGGUGAAAACACAGUCAGAGCAGGAGAAAACCCUCAGGAGAGAGAUCGACCUCCUGACCCGUAAAGGAAGCCACGUCGCACCCUCCAGCCAGGUCCACCUACCCCUGAUCACCCCCCCGGCCACUUCUACCGGCCACAUCAACUCCGACAAACAAGAAGUUAAACUUAAAGAUAAAACACACAACUCACCCAGCAAGAAAGGAGUUAAUUAACUGAACACAGAGGUGGAAAUGUGCAAACAUCUCUAGUAUAUGUUACAAGUUCAAGUUUGUUGUCGUAUAAAGACACACAACUGCUCACUAAUAUAACUUUUCAUUUUACAAAACAACAAUAAAUUAUCAUUUCAUAAUA